Acanthosepion pharaonis is the source of this 873-nucleotide messenger RNA. The record is from the annotation of a GenBank genome assembly. NCBI's taxonomy places the organism in Eukaryota, Metazoa, Mollusca, Cephalopoda, Sepiida, Sepiidae.
AUGUUCUCACAAUGUCAUCUCACUUCCCGUUGUCUUUUUUUUUUUUCUUUGGGGAGAGUUUUCAUUAUCGUUUCAACAGCUCCAUUACAUCUAUCUAUCUAUCUAUCUAUCUAUCUAUCUAUCUAUCUAUCUAUCUAUCUAUCUAUCUAUCCCACUGUGUUUAUGCGUAUCUAUGUUCAAAUUUGUCCUUAUGUAUCUCAGUUUGUUCAUAUCUAUCUCAGAUUUUUCAGUCUUUUCCUAUCUAUCUAUGUUCGAAGUUGUUCUUAUCUAUCUCUGUUCGUUCAUAUCUAUCUAUCUAUCUAUCUAUCUAUCUAUCUAUCUAUCUAUCUAUCUAUCUAUCUCAACAGAUCUAUCUAUCUAUCUAUCUAUCUAUCUAUCUAUCUAUCUAUGAUACCCACAAGGAAUCCUACCAUCCCUGUAUCUGACUCUCUCUUUCUAUAUUAUAUUUUACCCAUCCAGUAUGUAUCUGGCUCUCCAAUGCUAUAUUCUAUUUUACCGCUCCAUAAAAAAUAUCUAUCUAUCUAUCUAUCUAUCUAUCUAUCUAUCUAUCUAUCUAUCGAAUGUGUAGAACUUGACAUCUAUUCAUAUCGGAAAAAUUAUCUAUCUAUCUAUCUAUCUAUCUAUCUAUCUAUCUAUCUAUCUAUCUAUCUAUCUAUCUAUCUCAGUCUGUCCAUAUCUAUCUAUCUAUCUAUCUAUCUAUCUAUCUAUCUAUCUAUCUAUCUAAGUCUGUCCGUAUCUAUCUAUCUAUCUAUCUAUCUAAGUCUGUCCAUAUCUAUCUAUCUAUCUCAGUCUGUCCAUAUCUAUCUAUCUAUCUAUCUAUCUAUCUAUCUAUCUAUCUAUCUAUCUAUGUGUAUUACAUAUAAUGCAUAUUAA